UCUGCCAAGCCAAAGGGACGCAGGGGCAGAGCCUUGUCAUGUUUGUGACUGCAGCGGUUCCUCAGGCAUUUUCUACUCCGGGCUGGCAGAUUGAAAAGAAGUAUUCAACGAAAGUGCUCAUUGGAAACUGGGUAGAAGAAAGGAGAAAGUUCACCAAAGCCACUGACCGCACGCCCCAGUGCAUUCACAGGAAGGAGUAUGUUCCCUUCCCAGGCCACAGACCAGACCAGAUUUCCAGGUGGUAUGGAAAAAGGAGAGUGGAGGGUCUCCCGUACAAGCACCUGAUCACCCACCAUCAGGAGCCUUCACAUCGCUAUCUGAUCAGCACCUAUGAUGACCACUACAAUCGGCACAAUUAUAACCCAGGCAUGCCUGCUGUACGGUCCUGGAGCAGACAGAAGUUGCUGUGGCUGCCAGAGAAGUCUGACUUUCCCCUUCUUGCUCCCCCCACAAACUAUGGACUGUUCGAGCAACUGAAGCAGAAGUGGCUGGCCCCCAAGACUGGCCUGAAGGGGAGCAUUUAUACCACGUCCUACCCGAGGCUGCCGGUGUGCGCUAUGUCCAGGAGGGAGCAUGCCAUCCCGGUCCCUCCCCCUCGACUGCACCCCAUCCCACACUUCUGA
Acomys russatus (golden spiny mouse) is the source of this 623-nucleotide messenger RNA. It is a transcript of the gene Cfap107, whose product is annotated as cilia and flagella associated protein 107. The coding region runs from base 39 to 623 and encodes 194 amino acids. The record is from RefSeq and is a predicted model, not a curated record. The transcript has 4 exons. Lineage: Eukaryota; Metazoa; Chordata; Mammalia; Rodentia; Muridae.